AUGUCUCGCCCUGCACACAAAAGGCCAGAAUAUCACAAAAUAAACAAAGACCUUUUUGUACUUACCUAUGGAGCACUGGUGGCCCAGCUAUGCAAGGAUUAUGAAAAAGAUGAAGAUGUGAACAGAUACUUGGAUAAAAUGGGUUACGGUAUUGGAACACGGCUGGUAGAAGAUUUUUUGGCUCGAUCGUGUGUGAGAAGAUGUCAUAGUUAUUCAGAAAUCAUAGACAUAAUUGCCCAGGUAAAUGCAUUUCUGGUUUUUCAAUGUGUCUUGAGAACAUGUCAAACAUGA
Messenger RNA from Cricetulus griseus (Chinese hamster), 291 nucleotides. The record is from RefSeq and is a predicted model, not a curated record. Lineage: Eukaryota; Metazoa; Chordata; Mammalia; Rodentia; Cricetidae.